Molecule: messenger RNA, 1302 nt
Organism: Miscanthus lutarioriparius
Lineage: Eukaryota; Viridiplantae; Streptophyta; Magnoliopsida; Poales; Poaceae
Source: the annotation of a GenBank genome assembly
AUGCAGAUGGCAGCGGCAGUGGCCCCCACCGACGCCCCGGCCUCGGCGGCUCCGGCGGCGCCGCACCCCCACCCCCACCCCCACCCCCACGCGCACGCCGCCGCCUCGCCGCACCCGCACCCGCACGCGCCACCACACCCGCACCACCAUAUGCCGCAACCGCGGUGGGUGGUCAUCCCGUACCCUCCGCCACACCACCCCAUGGUGGCCGCGCCGCCGCCACCUCCUCCGCAGUUCGUCAAGCAUUUCGCGCCGCCGGCCUCGGUAACGCCGCCGCCGCCGCCCGCUGGAUCCGGCGGGAACGGGGGCGAGGACAACCGGACCAUCUGGGUGGGCGACCUGCAGUACUGGAUGGACGAGAACUACCUCCACAGCUGCUUCGGCCCCAGCGGCGAGGUGGUGAAUAUUAAAGUCAUUCGCAAUAGACACUCGGGAGUUUCCGAGGGUUAUGGUUUUGUAGAGUUUUAUUCGCACGUGUCAGCAGAGAAGUCACUACAGAAUUUUUCUGGUCAUGUAAUGCCUAAUACUGACCGGGCUUUUAAGUUAAACUGGGCAUCAUAUAGCAUGGGAGAAAAACGCAUGGAACUUUCAUCUGAUCACUCGAUAUUUGUUGGCGAUUUGGCUGUUGAUGUUACUGAUGAGAUGUUACUGGAGCUUUUUUCUAACAAAUACCGAUCAGUGAAAGGAGCUAAAGUUAUUAUUGAUGCAAACACAGGCCGUUCUAGAGGCUAUGGCUUUGUUAGGUUUGGAGAUGAUAAUGACAAAACUCAUGCAAUGACUGAAAUGAAUGGUGUAUACUGUUCCACAAGACCAAUUCGUGUAGGACCAGCGACUCCUAGAAGAUCUCAAGGUGAAUCUGGCUCUUCUCCACCAAGGCAGUCUGAUGUUGACUCUACUAACCGGACGGUAUAUGUUGGUGGGCUUGAUCCCAAUGUUAGUGAAGAUGAACUGAGGAAAGCAUUUGCAAAAUAUGGUGAUCUUGCCUCUGUCAAAAUUCCUUUUGGGAAGCAAUGUGGGUUUGUUCAAUUUGUAAACAGAGCUGAUGCUGAAGAAGCACUGCAAGGGCUGAAUGGAUCAACUAUUGGGAAGCAGGCAGUUCGACUUUCCUGGGGCCGCAGCCCUUCCAGUAAACAGUCUCGGGGUGAUUCUGGCCACCGGCGCAACGGCAAUGGCAAUGGCAUGUACUACGGGACACCAUUCUACGGUGGAUAUGGCUAUGCCUCACCGGUUCCCCACCCAAACAUGUAUGCCGCGGCCUACGGAGCCUACCCAUACUAUGGCAACCAGCAGCUAGUGAGCUGA